UAUUGAUUGGUUCACUAUGAUUUUUAUAUAACGCACAACACUGUCAUCGUAGGUACAAAAAAAUCUAGGGAUUUCUGAGUCAAGAUUUUACCAACGAAAUUCUCCAAGGAAAUGCCGCCUUCACCAACAAGAUUUACAAAAUCCUUUCCCGGACACCCGGAAAUGUGUUCUUCUCUCCGUUCAGUCUUCACAUUAUCAUCGCCAUGGCGUACCAAGGAUCAGGAAACGUGACUCUAGAAACCAUCCAAAAAGUCUUUCAAAUUCCUGACCCCUUAAGCACAGCAAUUGGUUACCAAGAAAUAACGCGCAACUUGACGUCAUUAAAAAACGCACUUUUACACACUGCUUUCAAAAUUUACCUUCGAAAAGAAUUUCGACUUUUAUCCUCAUUCGAAAACACGGUCAAAAAAUAUUUUGAGUCGGAAGUGCAAUCCCUGGAUUUUGAUCAAACGAGCGCUGCGGUCAAAGAGAUAAACGAAUGGGUCUCUGAAAAAACACACGGGAAAAUCGAGGAUAUAGUGAAUGACGAUUUGAUAGCUUCUACUUCUUUGCUUCUUCUAAACGCGAUAUAUUUUAAAGGCAGCUGGGAUAUACCUUUUUCUGAACGUAAGACUAAGGUGAGAAAUUUUUAUCUGAACGAUGACGAUGUGGUGAAAGUGCAAAUGAUGAAUGGGGUGAAAUAUGUUUUUUACAACUGCAAUAAACAAUUAAUGUCUCAAAUUCUCGCUUUGCCGUAUGAGGGUGGGAUCUACAUGGUGAUCUUCCUACCAGUAUAUAAAAAUGGAAUUGGAGAACUGGAAGCUCUACUAUCUGAAAUGAAUCAUAGUGAAAUUUUCAGUCAAUUGGAUUACACGGCAGUGGAUGUGUUUUUACCAAAAUUUAAAUUCGAGACGACCAUGGAAAUGGAUGACUUGAUGAAAGAGACUGGACUAGAAGUGAUUUAUGACGAAGAGAAAGCCGACUUUAGGGGGAUGAUCGAACUCGCAGAGGGCGAGAACUUGUGCGUAACUAAAAUACUUCAAAAGGCUUGUAUUGAGGUUAACGAAAAGGGGUCAGCUGUUGCUGCUCCAGUUGUAGAAGAGUAUGUUCCGGUAGGCUUCCCAAAAGUAAAACGAGAAUUUGUGAAGGUUAUUGUGGACCAUCCUGCCGUUUUUAUGAUUGUUGCCGGAUUAUUUGAAAAACCAAACGUUUUAUUUUAUGGACGACUGUCCCACCCUGAAGAAGUAACAAACAGUGGUAUCUUGAGUGGUUUCGUGAAUUUCGUGAGAAAACCCUUCAAAACUAUAAACCGAAUUUUCUAAAUGGGCUAAAACAGAUUGGGCAUCUUUCAACUGCAAACUUAUUAAAACCAACUAAGAUUAAUUGUGUG
Messenger RNA from Zophobas morio, 1369 nucleotides. RefSeq names its product antichymotrypsin-2-like. The transcript has 4 exons. NCBI's taxonomy places the organism in Eukaryota, Metazoa, Arthropoda, Insecta, Coleoptera, Tenebrionidae. Bases 204 to 1301 code for a protein of 365 amino acids. The record is from RefSeq and is a predicted model, not a curated record. Gene Ontology annotation, molecular function: serine-type endopeptidase inhibitor activity.